UACUCCAGUUUCUUCGCAACGUUUGGUUACUUGUCACUUUCGGCGGUUGUUUCAACAUGGCGGCGGCAGCUGAAACAAGAAACGCAAAAUCUGGGAUAUUUUGGAUGGAGAGUGGAGUGGAUGAAGUGGUCUCUUGUAAGCCAGGCGCCAUGACCAUCUCAAGUAAAAAAAGCAACAAAAUGCAAGCCAGACCCACUUCUGACUGCAAGAUUGAUGUGCCAUUAAAGAGAGGUGGCAAAAAACAGAGCUAUUUACAAAAUGAGCAAUGUAGUUCUGAUGUUAAGGAAAAUGCGUCAGCCUAUACCAGUGCUUCUGUAACCACUGAGAACACCCUUUUCCCAACGCAAGUAUCACAAGUUAUAUUUGAAAGUAGCAGGACACACAGCCAAGUCAGUCUAAAAGACCUCGGUCCUGAAGACAAACGACGCAUUGCGAACCUCAUUGAAGAACUAGCCAGAGUGAGUGAGGAGAAAGAAGAGUCAAUAAAGCGCCUUAAAGAUGAACACGAUAAUUUUGAAAACAAGAUACAACAACUGGAGCAACAGAACCUGGUUAUAGCACAUGAAAGAGAAAGCCUCCAGCAGCAGUACAGAGAGUGUCAGGAGCUGCUUGGGCUCUACCAACAAUACCUUACUCAGCAGCAAAUAAAGCUCAACCAGUCCAUAGCUGAGCUUAGCCAGGCACAAACUGACUACAAGGUGCUGAGCAGUGAUGAAGCCAUUAGUAAAACUACUAGCCAAGCUAAUGGGCUACUGUUUGAUGGGUCGUACCUGAGUCUUGCUGCUACUCAAACACAUCAACCUCAAGUGCACAGGAGAAGUAGUGGAAGAAGAGGAGCCUCGCAAGCUGUCAGUAUUCCAACACCCGCUUCCUAUUUUACUGAGAACUGUGCAACUGAUGCUGGUGUGCAAAUCAGUGAGCAUCGGAUUCAGACACGAGAAUCUGGUUUGCAGCACUAUCAAGGGGCUUUCCAAGACACAAGCUAUAGCACCCAGCAGGAUAGACUAAAUAGCCAUUCCCUUGAGAAAAGCUGUGAGAGCACCUUUAGCCAAAGUAACCGUGGAGGGAAUGACCUGGCCACUGAGAAUAAGGAAACGAUGACCAUCCCUCUACUUGGUUGUGGGGACUGGGAGGAGAAGAGGCACCAGCUGCUUCUACAGAAGAUGCAGCUGGAAAUGGAGAGAGAGAAGUUGCAGACACGACUGGCUGAUCAGGAGGAGCGGCUCAGCAGACAGAAUCAGCAGCUGUCCCAGUCAUGUCUUGACUGCAAAAGGUUUCAAGAAGCAUGUCAGUCUAAACACUGCAGCUCAUUAGCUAACAAUGGAACAUCACAGCCAGACCCUCCCCACAGUCAAGAUUUCCCCUCCAGAGAGAAUCAUCAUGCACAACAGAGCUUGCGUGACAACUUUUCACAAACUGCCCCGCUCAACAAAAGUCUUCAUUUUUGUGAUGCUACAGUGCAAUCAAAAAAGGACAAAGCCACAUCCCCUGUAGAAUUCAUUGCAAGCCCUGCGGAGCUCAGCAUGAUACCUGUGACUCAAAAGACAUCUGGAAAUCGCUUCAACUGUUGGACAGAUGACCUCAAGUUCUUCUGAAAAAUAUCUUGAUGAACCUGAGAAUUCAUUUUUCCAUUGAGAAUAGCAAGUUGUCCAGGCCCUGAGGUAGAAAGGCACACCAAUACUAUGAUGCUCUCACCACAAUACUUCACAGUUGUGAUAAGGGUUUUGAUGUACUGUAGGUGUGCUGUGCCAUUUUUUUCUCCACACAUGGCGUUGUGUUCCUCCCAAACAAUUCAACUUUGUUUUAAUUUGUCUGCAGAAUAUUUUGUUAGUAGUACUGUGGAACAUCCAAAUGCUCUUUUGCAAACUUGAAAUGUGCAGCAAUGUUUGUUUCAGACCGGUACGGCUUCCUCCUUGGUGUUCUUCCAUGAAUCCAAUUAUUGUUUGUUUUAGUGUACAUAUGGUAGAUAUGUCAUCAGAUGUGAUUUAUUUGCGAGUGAUUUCUUUGUCUUCAGCUGUCAGCAGCUAUAGUCUAGUGCUCUUUUUUUUUUUUUGAACCCUCAUUGAUUUAUUAAUAAUUUUAUUUAGUUAUUGCACAGUAUUAGCAAACAAUACAACACAAUACACUACAGUACAAGGGUCCCUUCAUUUCAGCAACUCAGAAGGAAUGGGCAGAAGGAAAAGCUGCUUGUUUUGGCCCAUUCCGACCCAAAGGAAGGUUCUUGUUCUUUCCAUUAAAUACAAAUUCCAAAAUUUUAAAUUUAAUUACAGUAGGUCCAAUAUGUUUAAGAUUUUUAUUUGGAACAUUGACAAUUCUACGCUGUGCUCUUGCAGUCAUCUUUACAAGAUGGUCACUCCUUGGAAGAGAAACAACAGUGCUGAGCUUUCUCCAUUUCUAGACAAUUUGUCUAACUGUGGACUGAUGAACAUCAAGACUUUUACAGAUACUUUUGUAACCUUUUCCAGUUUUAUACAAGUGUAUAUACGGUAUAAAGUCCUGACCUCAACCCGAUUGAGAUGCUGUGGCAUGACCUCAAAAGAGCUAUUCACAACAGGCAUCCCAGGAAUCUUGCUGAACUGCAAUAUUUUUGUCAAGCGGAAUGGUCCAAAAUUCUGAUCUGGCACUACAGGAAACGUUUGGUGGUGGGCCAAAGGAGGGUCAACCAGUUACCAGUGAGGAUAAGCGGUUGUUUGUUUGUUAAUUUCAAUAAAAAUAUGAACACAUAAUUGUUUGUGUGGUAUUAGUUUAAGCAGACUCUGUUGGUGUAUCCUUGUGCUUUAGAUGAAGAGCAGACCACAUUUUGAAUAAUUUAUGCAGAAAUUUCAAGAAAUUCCACAUAGUUGACUAUUUCACAUACUUUUUCCUCCUACUGCAUAAUGUGUGACAUGUUCCUCAAGCUAGUGCAUGUUCUGUAUGAUGUAAAAUUUCAACGCGCUCCAAAGAACUAUACUGUAGUACAGAAAAGCCUAGGCUCACAUUUUAAACAGGGUUUUGCAGAGUUUCCAUUUUCCAGGGUAAAUUAUGAUGCAUCUUAGUUCAGCUAAGUUUUCGGCUGUGAGAUGCUAAAUGAAGCUUUUACUGGGCUAGCUAGCACUGCGGCCAGCCUGUCAGGAGACAUGCUGCGUUCCAUUAGUCCGCCUGGCAGGGACCUUGCAGCAGGUGUAAUUGAACAGACUUCUGGAUGCACACACUGCCCUCCCUCCUUUCUCUGCAACAGUAAUGAGACAGAGAAAGCAAGAGGCAGCCAUGUAAAAAGUAAGUUUAAAGGGGGGAUAAGGGUGAGCAGGAAAAAUGCAAGGCACAAAUUUGAAGCAGGUGUAAAAAGGAUCCAAAUGGAAUUUGUGUGAAAGAUCUAAUAAGGAUGUUGAGGGCAGGUGCCAUUCAAACAGCAACGUUACAAAACGUUUAAUAACUUUUUUUUCCUUUGAAUUCAUAAAUGUCAAUAAUUUAUCUUUGUGAAGUCUAUUUAUCUGUGACAGUGUUAAAAGCAGUUGCAAUAUGUGUGUGUGUGUAUUUAACACAUCAUCAUUUUUCUCACUAAAUAUGCUUCCAAAGGUGCUAUUGACCUGAAAAUUUCACCAGAUGUUGGGAACUACCCAAGUAAUCCAUACAUACAAAGAAGGUACAACAAAUAAGAUUAGAAAUUAAGUUGUGUGGAAAAAUGUGAAAUGACACAAGAAAAAAGUAUUGAACCCAUGAAGAAACGGAGGUGCAAAAAGGCAUGCAAAGCCAAGACAACCCCUAAAUAUCUAUCAAUAACUAAACAGCAAUCCAGCCCCUUGUCAGUGCAAAUGAAUAUCAGCAGGGUCAGUCCUAAUUUAUGGCCUACAAAAAGGUCUCAUUGCCAAGGUGUGAGUCAAUACAAAUCUCAUGAUGGGUAAGGGCAGAGAGCUGUCUCAAGACCAUCACAAAUUAAUUGUUGCAAAACAUAACGAUGGCUUUGGUUAGAGGCGCAUAUUUAAGAUUCUGAAUGUUCCAGUGAGCACGGUUGGGGCCAUAAUACGUGAGUGGAAAGCCAAUCAUACCACCAUAAAUUUGCCUCAAUCAAGUGCUCCUUGCAAGAUUUCUGAUAGAGGAGUGCAAAGAAUAAUCAGAAGAGUUGUCCAAGAGCCAAGGACCACCUGUGGAGAGCUUCAAAAAGACCUGGAAGGAAAACAAGGAAAACGGUGAGUAAUGUACUCCGCGUCCAUGGCCUGUAUGCACGCGACACCCCAUUGCUGAGGAAAAAAAAAAGCAUGUCAAAGCUCGUUUAAAGUUUGCUGAACAACAUUUGGACAAGCCAGUUAAAUACUGUGAGAAUAUAGUCUGGUCUGACGAGAACAAAAUUUAACUGUUUGGAUGCCAUCAUGCACAUGUUUGGAGGAUAAAUGGCACUGCACAUCACGCUAAAAACACCAUACCAACAGUGAAGUUCAGAGGUGGGAACAUGAUGGUGUGGGGCUGCUACAGCAAAUGGUACUGUGGUAAACCUCACAUUAUUGAAGAAAGGAUGAAUGGACAAAUGUACCGAGACAUUCUUGACAAAAAUCUGCUGCCAACUACGAGGAUGAUGAAAAUGAAACGAGGGUGGACAUUUCAUCAGGAUAAUGAUCCAAAGCAGACUGACAAGUAAACUCUCAAUUGGUUUCAAAGAAAAAAUAAAUAAAGCUGCUAGAAUGGCCCAGCCAAUCACCUGACUUGAAUCCAAUUGAAAAUUUAUGGAAAGAACUGAAACUCAAGGCUCAUAAAAAAAAGCCCACGGAACCUUCAAGAUUUGAAGACUGCUUGUGUGGCGGAAUGGGCCAAAAUCACACCAGCGCAAUGCAUGCCACUAGUUUCUCCAUACAGGAGGCGUCUUGAACCUGUCAUUGCAAACAAAGGCUUUCAUACAAUGUAUUAAGUAAAUACCAGUUAGCGUGUUCAAUACUUUUUCCCUGUGUCAUUUCACAUUAUUACACGCAACUUAAUUUCUGAGCUUAUUUUUUCUACUUUCUUUGUAUGUAUGAAUUAAUUGGGUUGUUCCCAACAUCCGGUGAAAUUUUCAUGUCAGUAGUAUCUUUGGAAAUAUAUUUAAUGAGAAACAUGGUGACGUUAAAUACUUAUUUUAGCCACUGUAUGUGUGUGUGUGUGUAUAUACACGCGCACACACACACACUAUAUAUACAUAUUGUAUUUGUCCAAAUUAUAGUUAUUGACAUGCCAUGUGUCGAUCUGUACUAUCAGAUUUUCUCAAAAUAAUUUCAGUAUUGACCUUGCUAGGUAUUAAGACAUACCUGUUCACUAGCUGCUGUAUAUGAUGUGCUUCAAAAAUGGGUGCAGUUAACUCCAGUCACAAGUCUCAGACAUUUCCAAAGACAUACACUUCUAGGCCUUUUUGAGGCUUUGCAGUCACUCUGUAUCUCUGCUGUAACCUGCUGAUGACACUUUGUGACACUCUCCUCAGUGGCCACGUCUUCUGAGAACAUCCUGUUUGAAGCCUUACAACGCCGAGGUAUUCUUGAUCAGUUGGGUGUCGUCUUGUUCUCGUGACGUCGAAAUGUGAACAGCAUGAAAAAGACUGUUUAAAUACCAAUUAUAAUUGAAUCAGGAAAUAAAAAUUACUGAAGGACUCAACUGUUGGACAUGUGCAUUUACAAGUUUGCAGAAGGUCAAAUUAACUUCACCUGUAAAGGUUAGAGCGUUUUUGGUUCAUCUUGAAAUUUAACACAAAAUGAAUAUCCCUCCCUUUUUGGUAAGUGUAUUCUGUACAUUUUAUGUUCACAACUUUCAAUGAGUAACUACUAAACAAAGCAAUGAAUGAGCCACAUUGCGUUUUGAACUCCAGCAGAUGCCUAUUAAUUCAACUUGGUGACCCAUGGUAUAACAGCUUGUUACUACCCUUUUGCACCUCUAACUCGUAAGCUAAGCAAAAUAAACAACAAUACUGUGAUAUUGCCUGUCUAAAUAAAGGUCGUCAAGUCAUCAUGUUAUUGCAAAAUUCAGCAUGGCCCCGGAUAUUGUGACACUGCUCGGUGAGGAGGAGCUAGGAAAUAUGAAUAAAGGUGGAUGAAAUGAUGCAGCUCACUUGAGUUAAGACAAUUCAUUUUACAUGGUACAUGAAGCUACUUUACGUAGCAACAAUGUGCCCCACAGGGCCGUCUAAUCUCAAACCGUUCAAUCUUGAUGUGCAAAUUGCCAAACAAAGCUUGGGUUAACAUGAAGUGACCUUAUUAAUCCUUUCAUGAAUCCUCUGCCAGUUAGUAAUGAGACAGUUCCGUCGGACCCGCCCAUCGCAUCUCCAUCUUGCCUGCCAUUAUCCGCUUGCUAUUGAUUGGUUGGGAAAUUGACAUGCGGGAUAUAUGCUUUGGUCAUUAUAGUUUCCCCCCCCCUCUAACUUACUGUUUGGACUGCAAAUGAAUAAGGGCACAGGGGUGAGACGGCUAUCUUUAAUGAAAGAGUGCAGUGAGAGUUACAAGCGAGGAUGCAUGCAGAGCAGUUGUGUGGACAUAUUUCAAACAAAAUGUGAGGAAAUCUGUUUUCUUUGACUUUAAAGGUUACUGGGUGGCAUGGUACACAAGUGUUUUGCACAUCUGCCUCACAGUUCUGAGGCUUUCCCUCUGCUUGUGUGAGUUUCCUCCGGGUACUCAGGCACAUUGCAAAAACACGUUUCUUGGAUUCACUGAUCACCGAUGACUCUCUACUCUCUGCCCUUAGGUUUGAAUGUUAGUGUGCUAGUGCUUGCUUGACAGAGAUUCUUUCAAACCGUUAAUUUCACAGCGGAACCUCAGUGGUCGAACCCCGGUUCCUAACUGACAUACAUGUGUAACAAGAAAUUAACCACUGUAUUAAAAAUAUAAUGAAAUAAAAUUACUCUUCCUGUGGUGAAGCGUGACAGACAGGUCGCAUGGAGGUAGUCUUACUAAUUGCGGCUCACUUAGCAGUGUACAUUCUGUUCCUCUUUCAUUAUUGAUAUGGCCUUUCAGCCAAAUUUUACUGAGCAGCCAGGGCAGACACGUGCUCAUUUCUGACUACAUUGACUGACAAAAACAUCUGUUCCUGCUUCUGCAGAUUUACUUAUUUAGUUAUUUUGCCAGAAUGUAGGCUGCAGUGACAGAUUUCUGGAAGUCCCUUGAGGUAUAUUGUCUGGCUGAACCUCUAAGUGUAAAGUCACCAAGUCUCUGUUGCACAGUUGAAGCCCUCUGAAUCUCUCCUGCAUUCUUUUCUGCCUUAUGCCACCCCUUCACCCCACCCUCGCUCCACCACCACUCCGACCAAACUGUACCCCCCACCCCUUGUUAUAGAUUGUGACCGCUGUUAAGUGAUGCAUUAUUCAUUACCAGCAUGUCGUUUGUUGAUGGAUGGCUGUUUGAGAGCCCUGUCCGUUAAAUAAAUCAACAAAUAAAAAUGCAAAUUCUCACAUUUCGUGAGACGGAACCUAGCCAAAGUUCCCUCCCCCUCGUUCCACUCUGCCUUCCUCUCUAUCCACAAAGCUGCAUUUGCUUUCCAUCUCUUAAUUUCUCUCCUUCUCUUGGCCAGUCACUCUCACUUUUGCUCACUCUCUCCUGCCUGUUGACAGGCAGGAAACCAAAUGAGGAAAAUACAUUAGGUUACUUGCGGUCCCAUCUCUCGCUGUACUUUUAAAAAUGUAUUUAUUUUUACAGUUAUCCUCCCUCGACUGACUUGACCCUCAUAAGCUUUCUCCAGUCACUAAAACAGGUUCACACGUUAGUUCAAUUUCCGACAGAAAAGUUUCAAUGCUUUAUGGGUACUUCUUAACCAAGUCAGGAAAUGGCCUUCAUGAAUGUCUGUAUGAGCAUGAGCACAAGUUCACUUUGAGUGGAUAAUCCACCAAUGUGUCUCACCAGCCAUUUACAGUACAUGACAUUACUGUAAGUCCAAGGAAUGUUAUGUUAUACAGUACAUGCAAACCCAAAUUCCAAUUAAGUUGGGAUGCUAUGUAAAAUGUAAAGUAAAACAGGAUAUAACCUGUCACAAAAGUACAAAAGACAAUUAUUUAAUGUAAAAUGUUAAAACAUAACAUACGAUACACGCUACCUUUUAAUCACAAGUGACCAGCAUCUGGCAGCUUGCCAAUAAGUUUUUAAUUUGUGUUACUUUGUGGGCUGCUCGUGCAUGAAAAAGCAACAGAGACAAGUGAAAUGUGCGAAUGACGUGGUAAUCUUGUCUAUAGAUGAAUGCAACUGAAAUGACUUUAAAAAAAAAAGAGAAAGUUGUUGUUCUCUGUGGCCGUGUACUAAAUGAUCCACGGCAAGUGCAUGCCAAACGUGGUCCUCACCUCGGGGAGCUGUGAGCAGCGCUGCAUGUGAUGCAAAUGGAUUUGGCUUUAAACGAGCAGAGAAUUAUAUUAGCAACUUCAGUGGAGCUUUGAAGAAUGCAUGUUUUGUAUUUGGAAUGGUUGUCCUUCCAGUGUGUAUAUGUUGAAUAAUUUAUCAAGCCAGACGGACUGAGGGAUUGAAUCUCUAUUAGCCUAAUCUUCUUUGUUUUGGUUUAUUUAUUUCACUGCAUAUUCGCUCAUUUCUAUUCCAGGCAACAAGGCACCAAGUUCUUUGUCCCUCUCAUACCGACAGGAAACUGUGUACUUCUGUUGGAGUACAAUGGUGGUUUUGUCUUGUUAAAGCCGCUUGUUAGGGAUCAGUCCAUAAUUCAGUAAUCAGUGUAAUGAUUUGCUUUUAUAUUAAUGGUGUUAAUAAGCGGAAGGCUGUUAGCAAUAGUUUAGCACGUACUUCAUGUAUAAGAUGGCAUUUUUUCUGCUUGUACCUCAGCUUGCUCACAUUUUGCUUAAGUUUAGUCUUUGUCUGGUUGUUUCCUGUUGUUUGUGCAACAAUGCCGCAGUCCAUUGGAAUCUGUCAGGCUCUGUUUUAGCUGGAGCUUUGCCCAUGAAAUGCCUCUGCAGAAAGACUACUGCAUAUUGAAUUAAACAACAGCAACAUUCCUUUUCUCCUUCCUUCUCCCC
Molecule: messenger RNA, 8932 nt
Organism: Phyllopteryx taeniolatus (common seadragon)
Lineage: Eukaryota; Metazoa; Chordata; Actinopteri; Syngnathiformes; Syngnathidae
Product: KIAA1328 ortholog
Exons: 11
Coding region: 57-1595 (512 amino acids)
Source: RefSeq, a predicted model, not a curated record